AUGCGGGGCACUUUGGGCGCAUUCAUUCAGUCCUGUGUGAUACUGCUGGUCCGAGCAGACCAGUGGAGGCUGAAGGACUCCGAUGACUGCGAGCUGAACAAGAAACAAACCGACCUAAACUCCUUCCUGUGGACGAUCAAACGUGACCCUCCCUCAUAUUUCUAUGGUACAAUCCACGUUCCCUACACGCGCGUCUGGGACUUCAUUCCUGAAAACUCCAAGCAGGCCUUCCAGGAGAGCAACAUCGUCUACUUUGAGCUGGACCUGACGGACCCUUACACCAUCUCCGCCCUGACCAGCUGUCAGCUGCUCCCUCAGGGCGAGAACCUGCAGGAUGUCCUCCCCAGAGACAUCUAUCGGAGACUUAAAAGACACCUCGAGUAUGUAAAACUCAUGAUGCCCUCAUGGAUGACCCCGGAUCAGAGAGGGAAGGGGCUCUACGCGGACUACCUCUUCAACGCCAUCGCAGGGAACUGGGAGAGGAAGCGGCCCGUUUGGGUGAUGCUGAUGGUGAAUUCGUUAACCGAGGCAGAUAUUAAGACACGUGGGGUGCCGGUGCUGGACCUGUACCUGGCCCAGGAGGCGGAGAGGAUGAGGAAGAGGACGGGGGCUGUCGAGAAGGUGGAGGAGCAGUGCCAUCCACUCAACGGGCUCAAUUUCUCCCAGGUGAUCUUUGCCCUGAACCAGACGUUAUUACAGCAGGAGUCUUUAAGGGCAGGAAGCCUACAGGUCCCGUACACCACCGAAGACCUCAUCAGACACUACAACUGUGGAGAUCUCAACUCCAUCAUCUUCAAUCAUGACACCUCACAGGUCCCUAACUUCAACAAUGUGACGCUGCCACCCAGCGAGCAGGUGACCGCUCAGGAAAUAGACAGCUACUUUCGACAGGAACUCAUCUACAAGAGGAAUGAGAGGAUGGGGAAGAGGGUCAAGGCACUGCUAGAGGAUCACCCUGACAAGAGCUUCUUUUUCGCCUUUGGAGCAGGUCACUUUCUGGGAAACAAUACAGUCAUUGAUGUGCUUCGUCGCCAGGGAUACGAGGUGGAGCACACCCCUGCUGGGCAGCCCGUAAACAGGAGAUCAUCAUCCAGACCUGGCUCACCAGAAUUAGACGACCACCAUGAUGAGCCUCCUCUUCUAGAGCCUUUCCUCCAUGAGCUCCCCCACAAAGAGGACGAUCAGGGGCGUCCCCUGGAGGACGAUCUGUUACCCCACAUGCUUCUGCCAGCGGACAGCUUUGAGCUGUUGGAGAAAGCAGAGAGAAAAAUGCUGAAGAAAAAGAGGAGGAACAAGCAGAAGAAGCAGCGGCACCGGCAUUUUAAUGACCUCUGGGUUCGCAUUGAGGAGAGCGCUAUGGUUCAGUCUCCACCUCCCCCGCUGGUUCGCAUCAUCAAUGGCUACAUCACAGAGCAGCCACCUGACAGAGUCCACGGCCACCACCAUCACAUAUCUUCAGCAUGGACCACUUCCUCAAACUCACAAUCUUUACUUGUCUUCCUCUGCACAUUGCUUACAGUGAUCCCACAGGCAUGGACUGCUUUUCUCUAG
Messenger RNA from Anoplopoma fimbria (sablefish), 1551 nucleotides. It is a transcript of the gene trabd2a, whose product is annotated as TraB domain containing 2A. Gene Ontology annotation, biological process: negative regulation of Wnt signaling pathway. The record is from RefSeq and is a predicted model, not a curated record. Gene Ontology annotation, cellular component: membrane. The coding region runs from base 1 to 1551 and encodes 516 amino acids. Gene Ontology annotation, molecular function: metalloendopeptidase activity. The transcript is spliced from 7 exons. NCBI's taxonomy places the organism in Eukaryota, Metazoa, Chordata, Actinopteri, Perciformes, Anoplopomatidae.